Messenger RNA from Symphalangus syndactylus (siamang), 1328 nucleotides. RefSeq names its product sperm microtubule inner protein 5 (gene SPMIP5). Lineage: Eukaryota; Metazoa; Chordata; Mammalia; Primates; Hylobatidae. The record is from RefSeq and is a predicted model, not a curated record.
GCCGCGGUGUCUACACUCGCAAAAACGCCCGCUUUGACCUAGAGCCCUCCGCAUACCCUGCCCCUGGCUGGGGCAGCCAAGGCGCGGAGGACAGCUCUGAGGCCAGAUGUUUACUGCGCAGAUGCCCGACUUUACACCGGGGUCCGGGCUGUGCCGGGCGCUGGGGGAAGCGGCCACCUUCCAGAGAGCGAAAUCAUGGAGCCUUCCAAGACCUUCAUGAGAAACCUGCCAAUCACACCAGGCUACAGCGGCUUCGUGCCGUUCCUCAGCUGCCAAGGAACGUCCAGGGAGGAUGACAUGAACCACUGUGUGAAAACCUUCCGGGAGAAAACACAGCGCUAUAAAGACCAGCUGUGGGAAUUUUGCUGCGCAGUGGCCACUGCCCCGAAACUGAAGCCUGUCAACUCCGAGGAGACGGUCCUGCGGGCCCUGCACCAGUACAAUCGGCAGCACCACCCCCUGAUCCUGGAAUGCAAAUAUGUAAAGAAACCUCUCCAGGAGCCCCCGAUCCCUGGCUGGGCAGGCUACCUGCCGAGAGCCAAGGUCACUGAAUUUGGCUGUGGCACGAGAUACACUGUCAUGGCCAAAAACUGCUACAAGGACUUCCUGGAGAUCACGGAGAGGGCCAAGAAAGCACAUCUGAAACCAUAUGAAGAAAUAUACGGAGUUAGCUCCACAAAAACUUCUGCUCCUUCUCCAAAAGUUUUGCAGCAUGAAGAGCUGCUGCCAAAAUAUCCUGAUUUUUCUAUUCCAGAUGGAAACUGCCCUGCCCUUGGAAGGCCCCUGAGAGAGGACCCCAAAACUCCAUUGACAUGUGGCUGUGCUCAGAAGCCAGCAGGCACCCUGACCUCCCUCAGCAACCAUCUGCAUGCAGAAGAAAUAAAAAACAGCUACUGGGACAAUGAGACCGUUGUCAUCCACUCAGAAAUGUGCAGAGCCACACGGGGCAGCAAGCUGGGCCUGGGAGGUUUUUUCCAAGGCAAGAAUUUUCACCUGGACAUCCUGGACUCCCAUGAUUCCAUGGGUAGAAGUCAGAAGGUCAGAGAACUUUGAUGAGAAAAAUAGUUACAUCACUGUUUUCACUAACUUCCAGGCGAAAUUUAGUAUUUCCUUCCUUGAUGAAUGUAAGCAACAAACCACUGCAGGACCUGUCACCUUAGCCUGAGAGCAAUCACAGAUGUUUUUGUAUCACGUGGCUCUGGCUGCAAACAGCUGGAAUGAUGUUAAAGCUCAUCUCUUUAUAAUCAUGGUGGUUAUUACAGUGACUAUAUCUAUUCUCUCACAUAUUGUUAUUCAAUAUAAGAAUAAAGAAAUGGCUGUUUUAUAAA